CUCGUUAUUUCCUCCCAAGAACAUCUCAAAACAUUUUCUAUUCUUCAUUCAAUCUUUUGACCAACACACACUCAUAUAUUCUCAUAAACCCUAAACCCUAUCUUGUUUCAACAACACUCUUGUUCCGAAUCCAAGAAAAAAGAGGUUAGUUUCAAAAGCAAUGGCCAAAGUUGGGAAGCUGACAAAGCUCAAGUCGGCAAUAAAGAAAUGGCCUUCCUUCGCCAAGAAUCACCACCACUCGUCCUCCUCGGCUGCUGUCUCCGAUGAGCUCUCAGAGAACAACAAUCUCCAUGUUGUUUAUGUUGGUCAGACUCGAAGACCUUACAUGCUUAAACCGGACAUCAUCUCUCACCCACUUUUUCAAGAACUGGUGGAUAGGUCUUCUAGAUCCGAUGAACAAGAUCGUGAGAUUGUUGUAGCUUGUGAAGUUGUUUUGUUCGAGCACUUGUUGUGGAUGCUCAAGACUGGUCAAGAAGGAGGAUCCGUUGAAGAAUUGGCUGAGUUCUAUACUUAUUAACAUCGACCGAUUGAUUUUUAAACAUUUGUUUCGUAUAAUAUAUACUUCCUAUGUUUUUUAUUCUGUUGUUGCUCCUGAAUUGUAUUUUGAUUCAAUGCGGUGUGUGAUCAAAAACGUGAUCUCGUAAACCAUGUCAUUUGCUUCUGUGUGUUUUUUUUUGUUCUCGAGCAUUUUUAUGAUGAUGAUGACUUGAUGAGCGUAUGUGGCUUCA
Raphanus sativus (radish) is the source of this 728-nucleotide messenger RNA. Its product is annotated as auxin-responsive protein SAUR78. Bases 161 to 517 code for a protein of 118 amino acids. NCBI's taxonomy places the organism in Eukaryota, Viridiplantae, Streptophyta, Magnoliopsida, Brassicales, Brassicaceae. Gene Ontology annotation, biological process: response to auxin. The record is from RefSeq and is a predicted model, not a curated record. The transcript has a single exon.